GUGAAUCAGGUUGAAUUUAAACGGCCAGACUCAAGAUAUAGCCGAGCCCAGUCUUCAUGACAUCAUUCAUACGCUCUCAUGGAAAGGUAGAUUUGAUUCUCAUGAUGGUCGCAGUACAAACCUCAGCAGAGCAUGUCAAAGCCCGUAUAAAAUUCUCUUACAAUCCAGUGUUCCAUCAUGAAACAAAACCACCACGUCUUAACCCUUACCCUAGUAGCCUUCAAAAUGCACUCGACUUUGGCCUUUGUUUUCCUAUUGUUGGUUCCGUCUUUUGCUUUUCCUAAUCCUGCCGCCUUGUUUGCCAGAAGCCCCGGCCCCGUUUGUACUGCAGACAAACCAACUAUACCACCUUCAUGUUGCACAUCCCCUCAGGAUCUGUACCCUUAUACUGACGAGGCCGAGACCUGCCCUCCUGAUCAGACUCGGUGUUGCACGGAGACCAAAGAUGUUCUGACCGUUCAGAAUCCAACGGUGGUGUUGAACUGCGGCCGGGAUUCUGUCAGACAGUCUACCGCGACCAUAAAGGUCGUCCCAUGUGCAAGCGAUCCGACUAAUGGGUGUCUCGAAGUCACCUAUAAUGAUAUUGCCGAUACAACAUACACGGAGUUCCAUCUGGAGAUCAGCAAAGACCCAAUCACCCAGUCGUCUCCCGGGCAGUACAAGACAUUUACUGGGUACUGCCAACUCGGGCCUAAUGGUGAGACUGUGGUGUGCACGGUACCGAUCAACAAGAUCUUUGAGAAGACUGGUUACACAACCCUGUGUCAGAACACGCUCUAUGUUGCUGCACACUCGGUAAUAACUGACGGCAACACUUGUUGGGUUGGAACGACGCCCAUCGUUCAAACCGCAAAUAACUGGGCCAAAUAUUUCGAUGUUAAGUUUGACUGUGCUAAGAAGUGCGUCCAUGCUUGCUGUUGCCCCGCAACACCUCCUCCUCCUGGAGGGCUCUGUGGUGUAGGUACAGCCUUCGCCAGAGAUGAUCAACACCCGCUCUCUGACCUGGGCUGCCAACGUUGGGGCUGGUACUUUGCAGAAAAGACAUCCAGCUUCAAUGCCGAUUUGGUUCUUGGCCAAACGACGGUGAUCGGUAAGGUGUCAGUGACGAUUGACUCCAACGGUUUCAGCUGGGUCUACCAGCCCAACGCACCAUAUGGACUUCUCGAGGCUCAUGUUAAAGUUCUCUGCAAUCCAAUCCCAAGCUUCGACCCUCCGCGUUCUAAUCCAUGUGCACCGGGCCAGUACGAAUUUAACUCUGGCUGUCUGCAUGGAGCUUCCACCUGGUCGGGCAGCGCCCCUAAAUGCCCCGACGGCAAAUACUGGUCAAUCUUCCAUGCGAAGAUUUCCAAGGCAGAUGGAACCUGCCAAGGAGAGCCUCCCUGUCCAAACCCUGACCAGGAUUAAGUAUUUGCUAACAAGUUCGUGUAACUGGUGAAUUGCAAGUGAUCUACAAGGAGCAGCACAAUGCAAGUCCCUUUGAUUAUCUUGUUUACUGUUACAGUGACAGCUUAUCGUCCAACUAAAUCUUCUAACAAUUCGAAGGUCUGCUGAGCAAAUGAGUUUACUGUUGUCAGUGAUAGUAUUUUGUCAGUCUGACCAAAAGUGGGAUUGUUUAUGACUAUGAAUGUGCUUAAUGUGCUUAUUACUGUACUGUUAAGUAAUGAUGAUACGUACGAGAUUGUGCAUAACUAAUGAUAUUUUAUAUAAAAGACUCCUCUUUUUAAUGGUGG
This is a messenger RNA of Aspergillus wentii DTO 134E9, 1730 nucleotides long. RefSeq lists its product as uncharacterized. Lineage: Eukaryota; Fungi; Ascomycota; Eurotiomycetes; Eurotiales; Aspergillaceae. The coding region runs from base 226 to 1404 and encodes 392 amino acids. The transcript has a single exon. The record is from RefSeq and is a predicted model, not a curated record.